This is a messenger RNA of Ectocarpus sp. CCAP 1310/34, 2533 nucleotides long. NCBI's taxonomy places the organism in Eukaryota, Phaeophyceae, Ectocarpales, Ectocarpaceae. The record is from the annotation of a GenBank genome assembly.
AUGUGGGGCCAGCAGCCGGUGCCUCAGCAGAUGCCCAUGCAGCCGCAGCAGCAACAGCAGCAACCGCAGGGCUUUGUGCAGCCGCCCCCCGGGGUUAUCCCGACGAUGCCGCCGACGGAUCCUAAGGACGCGGAGAAAGUCGACAAGAUGGCGGCGUACGUGGCCCGCAAUGGCGGCGGCUUCGAAGACAUCGUGCGGGAGCGGGAGAAGGACAACAAGAUGCUGUCGUUCAUCUUCGCGGGGGAGCUCCAUGAGUACUACAAAUGGUCGUUGCACUGCGCGAGGAUGGGUUUCUCUCCGGAACAGCGCCAUGCUCAGAUAGGGUUGUAUCACCACCACAAGCUGAUGGAGAAGCAGGCGAAGGAGCUGGCGAUACAGAGGAUGGUUGCCGCCGGGGAGAUGGUGCCGGGGGCUAACCUCGCUCUCGACGCGCAAAACGAGCAGCAGUUCGAGCUCCUCCUGAAGCAGCUGGUCGGGUCGCAGGACUCCAUCCAGGCGAGCAAGGACUGGGUGGUGUCUAGGCUGGGCCACUACGCGGUCAACAUCGCCUGGCGGCUGAGGGUCUUCGCGAAGGAGACCGAGGUGGCGGCGGGGGGGGAGGGCCCUAAGGCUCUUCCUCGAAGCAAGGCCUGCGACAAAGUGAUCCACGUGCUGUACCUUGCGAACGACGUUCUGUUCUCCAUCCAGCACCACCCUGCGGCAGAUAUCUUCAAGGCAGAAUGUCUGCGUCAGGUGCCCGGCAUCCUUCGGUCUGCUUGCACGCUGGACCCAGAGCUGACAGGAGGGAGCCUCGACAAGGUUGAGCGCAUCGUCCGCCUUUGGGGGUCGAACGGGGUCUUCACGCCCGCAGAGUGCGACAGCUUGCUGGCGGCCGGCGCCGGAGUGACCGCCAAGCACGCCUCUGCAAAGGCGAUGGCCAAGAAGGCCGCCAACGGGUUGAGAGAGCGCGCCGGCCGGGGGGGCUGGGACAGAGAAGGGAGCGGAUCGGGAACUCUAGGAGUAGCGGGCCCCACCGGGGAAGGUGAUACCGGGAUGGGUACCGGGACGUUAGCUCAGCCAAUGGGCGACCCCGAGUCCGAAGAGAGGCGUAAGAGACAGGAGGAGAGGGCGGAGCAGAGGAAGGCUGAGGAGAAAGCCGCCGAGGACGCUAUGGAGAGAGCACUUGCCAGGGUCAAGGCUCUCGCAGAAGGACCCGCCGCCGCCGCCGUCGGAGAAGCCAAGGCGGGAGUGGGCCUCCCCCUGGCCGUCGUGGUCCAAGCCGUGCCCACGCUGGCACCGGCACCCGAAACGAUGCCCGCGUGCCACGUUCAGUACCCCUGGCGGGGGGCGCUGUACCCGGUGAUGGGCAAGGCGCAGAGCGUUCAGAGCGACAACGCCAGCAAGUUCCCGGUGGCGGCAGGGUUGGCCAGCACGGCACACGGGACGGAUAACAUGCUCGAGAAGCUGCCUGUGGGCACGAUGGCCGGGAUCCUCAGGGUUUCUCUUCGGAAUGGGUUCCGCAGAUACAAGCCGGUGGAUAUCAAACUGCUGCCCAAGUACGUGACUCCUCACAUCGAGCCCGGGAGACUAGACGUCCGCGUGGAUGAGUUCUAUAGCCGGGCCACUCUCGAGCAAGUGCACGAAGAGCGGAAGAAGGAGAAGGAGCAGAGAAAACUGGAAGAAGAGAGGAAACUCGCGGGGAAAGAAGGCGGUGGGGGCGGCGGCGGGCAAAACGACAGGGGCCGCAGGAAUCGGGACGACGGGUUUGGGGUCGGAGGCAGCCAGCAAGGCCUUCGGGCAAAGCAGGCGCAGCUUGAGCUUGAGAGCGACAUGCAGGGCAGGGAAAAGGUUCUGGGCGAGGAGAACAUCGGCCACAACCUCCUCAAGAAGAUGGGAUGGAGCGAAGGCACCGGCCUCGGCUCGUCAAGAUCGGGCAUGGUGGAGCCCAUCUCUGGCUCCGGCCAGGCAAGUAUGGACAAGUCGGGCAUCGGGGGAGGAGACGGCAGCGUCAAGAAGAAGACGGCGGCGGCGGAACAGGAUGCCUUCGAGGCCUACCGACGAAACAAGAGCUACUCGUUCCGUAGAUUCUAGUACAGAAUGUAGGGCGUUCCUGUAUCAUUCGGGUUGUUGUUAUUGUCGUCCGUAGCGGUUUGCCAGACCCCUUGCUGGGUACUUCAAGGCGUCACGUACAGCCAGACGCGGGGUUUUUGUACUUACCUGCAUCAGAUGCGUCGUCAAUAGCUGUGGCGGUCGCCAGUUACUUCUGUAUUAUGCGAGAUGGGUAGGGUUAGAAGCAGGGGAGCACAAAGGAGCGUAGCAGAGGGCCGGUCAGUCCCAGCGUUUGCUUCCAGAGAUGUGAGCCCUGGCUGUGAUGCUCUUGUCGCGGUGACGCGCGAGAUGUAAGGUGUGCCCUGAGAUGGCCUGGCCUCGGUGCUGGAUGCCGUGUCUUGGCUCCUUUUGGUCGCUGCGGGGCUCAAGAGAUGGAGCAGCAAUUAAAACACCAUGCGGUGGUGCAGAAUAUGUAUUCGUCCUUGUCCCGCCCCCACCCGAAGGA